AUGUCUGAUGAGCACACGCGUUUACUAGAAGACUUUUCGAAUCUGGAGCUAAAGCAACUUGACCGUGAGACAAAGAGUCUAAAGCACAAGCAUAAGAGCAAAUGUGGUGGUAAGUAUGAUACUAAUAAAGGAGGGGAGCUGAAGCGCUCGCCGUCAUCUGUAGCAUCCCCCGGUCGUCACUACGUCCACACAAAGCGCAACAAUAAAACAAAUCGUGAAGAUGCACUUCGUGAAUUAUUAGCAGGAAAAAUUGCAGAAAUUGAAGUGGGUGGUGACGAAAAUCUCGAAGCACCAAUUGAUCUCUCGGGAAUUUAUCAGGAUGAAACACUCGCAAGACAGGUGCAAGAUAAAGCUUUGGCUCUGAUGCAAGACAAUAGUAUGCCCGUCGAGGAAAAAGUGAACGAGCUCGUAAACAGCAUGACUCAAACAAGUGAGCAGCUAGAGCUAAUGCAGAAGAAGAUCAAUGAGUUAAAUGCGAAAUGUAUCCUGCUCAAGCAGCGCAAAAGUACACUGAGUACAGAACUUGUGAAGACGAAUACUUCCAAGAGCAAAUUAGAGCAACUUUGUCGCGAGUUGCAGAAGCAAAACAAACUGAUUGUGAGCGAGAGCCGUCGAAUCGCCGAUGAAGAAGAUCAGAAGAGACGUGAACUAUCAAGUCAAUUCCAAAAAACAGUUGAAGAUGUAAGUGCUAAGAUGGAAAAACAGGGUCAGGACUACGUUGCGUCGUUAAAAGAAAACGAAAACCUUCAGCAAAAAUUAAAGACAUUCCUCGAGCAAUAUGCAGUGCGGGAAGAACACUUCAAUCGGCAGCUUGAAGCCAAAGAUCUAGCAGUUCAGCUUGCAGAAACGAAAUUGCAACACCAAGUCGAAUUGACGUCACGCGAGGCAGAGAAAGUAAGAAUUACUCUCGACAAAGCAAAAGAGUUUUCAGAGCGUGAGAUUCAAUUACAAUCGCAGCUUAAUGCAUACUCUGAAAAAUUCGACGUUGUACAAGAAACAUUAGUUAAAAGCAACGAAAUGUUUACUAACUUUCGGCAAGAAAUGGAUAAAAUGGCGAAAACAACCAAGAAGCUUGAAAAAGAAAACGUCGCGCUUCGAAAAAAAUGCGCCGAAUAUGACAGUGGGGCAAUUGCUUCCAUUCACGAAAAGGUUGCCGCUACUGAAGAGACACUGAAGCUGCAAGAAAAAGUAAAAAAACUAGAAAACUUGUGCCGUCAUCUACAAGCCGAGCGCAAUAGUGUCCGACAGGCUCAGCAAGCACAGCCCGAGACAACCUGA
This is a messenger RNA of Plasmopara halstedii, 1278 nucleotides long. RefSeq lists its product as hypothetical. Lineage: Eukaryota; Oomycota; Peronosporomycetes; Peronosporales; Peronosporaceae. The record is from RefSeq and is a predicted model, not a curated record. The transcript has 6 exons. Gene Ontology annotation, molecular function: syntaxin binding. Bases 1 to 1278 code for a protein of 425 amino acids.